Cryphonectria parasitica EP155 is the source of this 2321-nucleotide messenger RNA. RefSeq lists its product as uncharacterized. NCBI's taxonomy places the organism in Eukaryota, Fungi, Ascomycota, Sordariomycetes, Diaporthales, Cryphonectriaceae. Bases 222 to 2321 code for a protein of 699 amino acids. The transcript is spliced from 2 exons. The record is from RefSeq and is a predicted model, not a curated record.
GACUGCGCCUAUCAGAAAGUCUUGCUUGCUCUCUUGUGACUUUUGUGAUGCAAGAUCACAGCAGAUGAAUCCAGCUCGUCCAGCCCCCACCAAAUCUAUGCCAAAUCCCAUCCUGCUGCCUGGUCCAGAGGUGCAGACAAGAACACCAGACGGACAUCUCUGGUGUUUGCAGCGCGCAGACAUCUUCGAUCUCGCGUUUGUAUCACGAUAGCAAAGCUACCAUGGCUACAAGAUCCUCCUUUCUCCCACAGCUCUCCCUUGCCAAGAAUGGCAACGACAACUCCUCCAUCCUCCCCACCUACAACGAUACAUCGCGGUAUGCGACCCUACACGACCACAGCAGCGAGUACGACCUAGACGAACUAUCCCCCCGCGCCGAGGACGGUCUUCUACCCUCCGAAUUUCGCGACCCCAACUCCCCGCCGUAUAAUGCUCCCUCGUCGAAAUUCUCUAGCAACCGCAAGCCUACCGGCGCGCUGAACAGACGCCCCUCCAACUCAUCCCUCGGCUCGGCCUCCAAGACGCGCCCCGCUGGCGAGCGAGUGUUGUUUUCCGGCCCACCACCACCGAUCGCUGUAUCCAGGGUCCUGUCUCGCGAUGAAGAGCAGCAGCGUGGUUAUGAUCAAUAUGAGGACGAUGAAGACAGCACCACCGGGCUUGCGGCGUCCUGGCUCCCAGGGUCUGCGAGACGGGCAAUCAGCAGCGUGAUGUGGGACAGGGGGGAGAAUCGAUCGACACAUGAUCGCGGCGAGAAGGCUGUAGCCUUUGAUCGCAACUCUGUCUGGCGCAGCCUGGCAAGACGGGAGAGAGCCGUUGUCGCGGAAGUGCAGCGGUUUUUACAGGUGCAGGAGGGAAGCCUGGCGGGUGCCAGCAAUGAUGGUGAUCGGCUGGCAAGGGAACAAGGUGCGAAGUCCCCGGAUACUGCAAGUUUCAGCGAUGCAGGAAGUGUCACGCCUACAGGGAUGGGCGCCGCCUCAAUGGUCUCAUCGCGCCACCCGGGACGAUCAGUUACGUUUCUUGAGCCUGUCGCCCGCGCUGGACCUGGUGGCGAGGUCAUUCCUGUCCGACAACCAAGACAGAAAAGGCUUGGAAUAACCGGCGCACGCAAGGGCAUUGCGCGCAGCAUGGCCGAGCUUGCAAACUUAAAAGCCGAAGAGGAUGCCUCGCUCCUUGCUGCCCUCUCCAUCCGGAAGCAGGCACUCGCGAGGUUGCGAAAUCUGACCACGAGGAGGGACGGGAUUGCGGACGAGCUCAAUGCUCUGGAGACGGACGAGGAAGAGCCACUCGGGAGGGAAAUUGAAGACCUCGAGAAUGAACACAGAGGCGUUAGCACCGAAAUUGACGAGCUGGAAGAGAGGCUUGCCGCGCUGAAAAGCCGUAGGCGGCACCUAGAGGGUAGAUUAGACGACGUGAGAAACCGGCGAGAGGCCGGGCUGAGCGGGUACAAAAAUGCUUUGAAAGAAGCAGAAGACACGGUCAAAGGCUUCUUGACUCGACCUCCUGUGAGGCCACUGGACGUGGAAGCAUUGGCCGAAAAUACCAAAGCUGCAGAUCAGCCUUCCUCACCGGGUGGUGUGGAGUUUAUGCGCUUGCGCCCAGAACGGCGCACAAUGGAUAUGGCCCGCGAAUGGUGGGAGGCUGAGGUUGACAUCCUGGAGAAACGCAAAGCAGAAGUCGAUAUUGAGCGCGUCGCCCUCGAGGCAGGCGGCGAGGUCUGGAAUGAAGUCGUCAACCUCGUGCUGGAUUUUGAGGCCGACCUCCGCAGGCAAAUGUCACCGAGAGAUGAUCGCCCUGGUUCGGAGCUCGACAUCCAAGGCAAGGGCAAAGAGCGCGAACUCACACCCGCUGAGAGACUGAAGCUUCAGUAUGAUAAGAUCAACGCCGUAAUUGUCAGCCUCGAGCAGCGGCUUGGUGCCGCCGAAGAGAAAGGGUGGAAUCUGCUCAUUGCGGCGAUCGGUGCCGAGCUGGAGGCGUUUAGAGAGGCCGCGAGGAUGAACCGCGAGAUGCUCACGGCUGCUGGUGUUGCGGUGGAUGAGGCCCCCAGUGCGGUCCCGGGAGCUGGGAACGUUGCUAGGGUGGAUUCUGGCACUACCACAGGGAGCCACAACUCAUUUCACACCUCCGUUGAAAGUGACAACGAGGUCCCACCUGAGCUGUUGGCGACGCACGACGAGGAGCACAACGUGAAUGAGCAGUCUCGUGAUGAGGAGCAUCAGGGCGCCGUAGCUGCUGGCCGCGGCUCGUCAUUUGAAAGGGAGGACAGCGAGAAUGAGGUGCCGCAUGAGUUUCUGGUGGAGCAGCCCGGCACCAUGAGGAGUUAG